AGUACACAUUUCCCGAAUUGCCGGCCGGUCAUUGCCCUAAUGGGUCAACCUCUUGAGUCUUGACAUUCACUCCUCCACCAAUGGAGAUUCAACCCGAUGGAUUCUAUCCGAAGCCCGCCCCAUCUGUGAUGAUCUGAUAGACUCGCGGGCCAAUCGCGGAUCCCUAUACCUCGUAGGCCCACCAUAUGUCGCCAUGUUAGACUUCCCUGACUUGUAGGUUGUCUGCUCCCCUUAUGCCUAGUAUUCCAGCACCAGCCGCUCUCUCCCAAACCAAGCGGACGGACCUUACGCAGCCAUGUCUAGGUGUCCGGAAUUGACGAGAGCCGGUCCGACAUCCUGGUAGUCCGUAUAAGAAUUCCACAGAUGCCCACAUUCCUGGCCAUUCCUCCCAUGAAUCAAGAUAAACGCCGGUUUCCUUACUCCGCCUCUAAAUGCCCAGCUCUCCUUUCAAGGUUAUUGUCGUGGGUGGUGGCCCGGUCGGCCUUACUGCGGCGCAUGCACUCGCCCGCGCUGGCAUCGACUUUGUCGUGCUCGAACGCCGAGACUCAGUACUCCACGAUCAAGGUGCCAGUCUGGUCCUUGGAGCCCCAUCUCUGCGCAUUAUGCACCAGCUAGGUCUGCUCGACCAGUUGUUAGCCAUUGGGGCGGAACUUCGCCAGGUCCAGGCGUAUACACGAGAGGGACAGGUAUUCCGCAAUACCAACCCUUUCCAAAUCAUGCGGAGAAAUCAUGGGAUCGCCCCGGUCGCGUUCCAUCGCGCACACUUGAUCCAGACCCUAUACAAUUUGCUUCCGGACAAGGCCAAGGCAAAAUACCUAUUCAGUAAAAGGGUCAGCGAUAUCGAGUCAAGCGACACCGGGGUUCGAGUCACCUGCGCUGAUGGGACCUCGUUCGAAGGAUCUAUGGUCCUUGGAGCCGACGGCGUUCACAGCAAAACCCGGCAGUUGAUGCGCCAACUCGCCCUGGCCGCAGACCCCACUCGGAGUUGGGAUGCCGCAAAACCCUUCAAAGCCGAGUACAAAUGCUUGUGGUGCAGCUUUCCCCGACGGACUGACGUCGGACAUGCCACUGAAACCCAAAGCAAAAACUAUUCGGUCAUGUACCUCUCCGGGCGCGAUCGUGGAUGGAUCUUCCUUUACGAGCGUUUGCCACAGCCAACUUCCGAUCGAGUAGACUACACGACGGAAGAUAUCGAGGCAAUGGCGGCACGGUUUGCCGAUUUUCCUAUCACCGAUACUCUGAAGGUGAAAGACGUGUACACGGAGCGGUCCACCUCGGGCAUGGCCAACCUGGAGGAAGGCAUUCUGCAGCACUGGGGUUGGGGACGGAUCGUUCUCGCGGGAGACGCUUGUCACAAAUACACCCCCAACGCUGGACUAGGUUUCAAUAAUGGCAUUAAGGACGUGGUGGUACUGUGCAACGGGUUGCACAAGGCGCUGCAGAGCGCAGCAGGUGGAUCGUUAGACGCUGCCACGCUCGGUCAGAUAUUCAACGAAUAUGAAGAAGAACGCGCUGGGCCAGUUCGUUCGGAUGCGGGACAAUCUGCGAGGACAACGCGAUUGCAUGCGUGGGCCAACACGCUAUACUUCCUUGCAGCGCGGUACAUCCUGUCGUGGGAGGUCGUUGAAGGGUUUCUGAUCAACUUCCUAGGCGCACGUGCGAUGAAGCAGUGCCCUGUGCUGGGGUACGCGCCUGCUACGGAGCCGUUCGUGGGGGCCGUAAAGUGGGAUCACCCGUUGCCAGCGAUAGACCAGGAGCUAGCGUGUUGAACACAUGGAGUCGGUGUUACGUGAUUCUAUACCUUGAUGAGAACUGAGAACCUCCUCUCUUCGCUGAUUUUCCCCCAUGACUUUGCCAACGCAUGAUGUCAA
Messenger RNA from Aspergillus piperis CBS 112811, 1871 nucleotides. RefSeq names its product FAD-dependent oxidoreductase. The transcript has 2 exons. Bases 432 to 1769 code for a protein of 445 amino acids. Gene Ontology annotation, molecular function: FAD binding. The record is from RefSeq and is a predicted model, not a curated record. NCBI's taxonomy places the organism in Eukaryota, Fungi, Ascomycota, Eurotiomycetes, Eurotiales, Aspergillaceae.